CCCGGCAGAGCCUGGGAGGAGCGACCCGGAGGCCGCAGAGGCAGCAGCACCGGCGGCAUGAGCGGCUACCAGCCACCAGUGGUGAUCGACAAUGGCUCAGGAAUGAUCAAGGCGGGCCUGGCUGGAACCCGGGAGCCCCAGUUCGUUUACCCGAACAUUCUGGGCCGGACCAAGGGCCACAAGACUGCGACGGACAGCGAGCUGGAGUUGUGUGUAGGUGAUCAAGCCCAGGAGCGCAGGAACUUCCUGUCUAUCAGCUAUCCAGUGGACCGAGGCCUCAUUUCCUCCUGGGGGGACAUGGAGAUCAUGUGGAAGCAUAUCUACGACUAUAACCUGAACCUGAAGGCCAGCGAUGGCCCAGUCUUGGUUACAGAACCUGCACUGAACCCCUUGGUGAACCGGCAGCACAUCUCUGAAGUGUUUUUUGAAAACCUGGGAGUCCCUGCCUUCUAUCUGUCUGUCCAGGCUGUGUUGGCACUCUUUGCGGCUGGCUUCACCACCGGCCUGGUGCUGAAUUCGGGGGCUGGGGUUACUCAGUGUGUGCCAGUCUUUGAGGGCUACUGUCUGUCUCAUGGUGUAAAACAGCUGAAUGUGGCGGGACAUGACCUCACCAGUUACCUCAUGAUGUUGCUGAAGGACGAUGGUGUCAUGCUGCUUAGAACUGGGGACAGAAAGAUCGUGACUGACAUUAAGGAGAACACUUGUUAUGUGGCAAUGAACUAUGAGGAAGAAAUGGCCAAGGAACCUAGCCUAGAGAAAAUGUACACCCUGCCUGAUGGGAAGACGAUCAAACUCCAUAACCAGGUCUUUCGUUGCCCAGAGGCUCUCUUCUCUCCGUGGCUUGUGAACGUUGAUGACCCUGGCAUCGAUAAGAUGUGUCUCAGCAGCAUCAUGAAAUGUGACACUGAGCUCAGGAAUUCCUUCUUCUCCAAUAUUAUCCUUGCUGGAGGAUCGACCUCUUUCCCUGGUUUAGAUAAGCGACUCGUUAAGGAUGUGGCAAAGGUGGCACCCGCCAAUACCCCUGUGCAGGUUACAGCUCCCCCAGAAAGGAAGAUAUCAGUGUGGAUGGGGGGAUCUAUUCUUGCAUCCUUGUCUGCCUUCCAAGACAUGUGGAUCACUGCUGCAGAAUUCGAAGAAGUUGGACCCAAUAUAGUACACCAAAGAUGCUUCUGAAUAGCAGGCAAAAUGAUGAGUAAAACAUGUUUUGAGUAUACACAACAACAAAACACUUUGGAUAUUCUGAUUCUGGGGGACCAAAAACAUUUCUGUUAUUGGGAUAGCCCUUUCUUUUUUUUAAAUGUUUUUGGUAGUUCUGGAAAUAGAACCUAGAGUCUCACACACGCAAAACACUCUACCACUGACCUAUAUGCCCAGCCCUCUUUUUAACUUUACAUUUUCUGAUAGGAUCUCCUGCUAAAAUGACCAGAGUGGAUUUCAGUUUGUAAUCCUUGUGUUUCAGUCUCCCCGGUAGCUGGAAUUACAGGCUUGUGACUUUGGGGCUGGGUCUCAAUACAACAGGGCAGGAAACAGUGUAAUUGUUAGGUUUCAAACCCAGGACAAACAACUGAGGUGCCUGUUUAAUAUAUCAAACUGGACACUAGCUGCUAGGUCCUCCCUGCGACCCUCAGUCCUUACCUGUUACAGGGUCCUCCUGGCAUACCCCACCCCUACCCUAAAUUUCUCAUUUCUCUCCUCCCAGAUGCCCUUCCCUAUAUAAUCUAAACAUUUUGGUUACCUCGCCUCUCUUUGGGUCUCCUGGCUGCUGUACCUGGUUCCGUAUCUGCCCUUGUCCUCCUCACAUGGCUCAGGGUCCUGACCACCCUGGACUCUCUCAGAUGGCUUUGCCUCUGGCUAGCCCUCCCUUUUAUCUACAAUAAACUUUCUCCUUCACCAUA
Mesocricetus auratus (golden hamster) is the source of this 1895-nucleotide messenger RNA. RefSeq names its product actin related protein T3 (gene Actrt3). Bases 58 to 1173 code for a protein of 371 amino acids. The transcript is spliced from 2 exons. The record is from RefSeq and is a predicted model, not a curated record. Lineage: Eukaryota; Metazoa; Chordata; Mammalia; Rodentia; Cricetidae.